UUCGCCGGUCGGCGGUCGCAUACUGUGGCCAGUCCAUGAGCGCGCACCGAUGUAGGUGCACGCGCGCCGCUCCCGGGUAUACUACGCGAGUGAGUGAUACAGUGACCAUGAAGUGUUCUGUGGUGGUUCUGAUGCUGGCCUGCCUCAGGCUAGCCUCCUCCGCCUCCACCUCGUGCACCCUCGCCGAGGACUUCUUUACAAGACACAACAUAUCAGCUGACGAUAGCAACGAACCAGGGCCGAUAUGCGGCGGGCAGUGUUGCGGGCGGGGGCGGGAGGCGCAUCUGCGGAACUACGUGCGGAAGAGUGCGGAAGACCGUGUCUGCGCCGCCUCGCGUCCCGUAGCGGAACUGCUGCUCGCCACCAAACGGACGCUGCAAGAGCACCUGACAGCGCUGUCUCAUCAGUCGCAGAACAAGACAGCAGUACUCUUCACACACAUAUACAAGAACCAUGCGAUCCGUGCACACGCGCCUCUCGGUUCCCUAUACGACGACAUCAGAAUACUCCUCCGGUCUACUGGAGAAGACCACGACCUGGGAUCCCCUCCUCCGAAGGACAUGGCGACCAGCGCCAAAAAGUUCUUCAAGGACAUAUUCCCGGUGGCCUACCAGAAUAUCCUCAAGUUGGAGUCGAAGCAGUUCACGCAGGAGUAUGAGGCGUGUUUGAAGGAUGCCUAUAACGGUGUCCAGCCUUUCGGAGAUGUGCCCGAACAGCUGGGCAGCUCCCUCUCCCGUUCGCUGGAAUCCGCGCGAGCGCUGCUCCAGGUGUUGGCCGUGGGUGCUGGAGCGUUGCUGGAUAGCCAGCAGAUCCUGUCCAGCAUGAGCUCGGAGUGCGCCAGCCGCCUGCUCCAAGUGGGGGGCUGUGCUCGCUGUCGGAACCACCAAGCCAGUCCCUGCAGGAAUUACUGCCUAAACGUCGCUAGAGGGUGCAUAGGCUCCCUGCUGUCGGAGCUAGACGCGCCGUGGGCUGGCUACGUGGAAGGUGUAGAGCGGGUGGCCCGCGCCGACGCUGAUGCUGCACUCCGAACCCUGGACUCCAGGGUGUCGGAGGCCAUCAUGCACGCGCUCGAGAACCACGUGAUCCUGGAGAAAAAGGUGCGCCAAGAGUGUGGUCCGCCGACUACAGUGGAAGUGGCGAUGCUGACGACGCCCCGGCCGACCGGGUCGCGCCGGGACCCGCUCCGUGCGCCCCCGCCUGACGCUGAGCUGCUGCAGUUCGCGGCCACGCUCGCCAGCAGCCGCUCGCUGUUCGCCGACAUCGCAGACACAGUGUGCGACGACCCCGAGCUCGUGUAUGACGGCAACGAUAGGUGCUGGAACGGCGAGGCGGUUGGAGAGUAUACCAAAGCCCUAGUAGCAUCAGCGUCUGUCAGUGACCAGAAGUACAACCCCGAGGUGCCGGCGGCCGCGGCGCAAGACGCGCGAGUGGCCGCGCUGGGCGACAAGCUGCGACAGGCCAGACAGUUGCUAGUAUCCCACUCGUACAAGUCGUCGGCGGACUCCUUCAUGCUGGGCGACGAGGCUGGCGACGAGGGCUCCGGGUCCGGUCGCAGCUACACCGACGACGACGCCGCCUAUGACGCUGAGGGUUCCGGCGAGGAGGGCUCCGGUGCCGUCGAUAUCGGUACCAGGACGAUGAUAGGCGAGGAUACGACCUACUCCGCACCGCCAGUUGCCGGAUCCGCAGCUAACUUCAGGCCGCUACAAUUCAUAUUUGGAAUCACAAUCGUCAUUUGGCUAACAUAAGCGUGAGUGACAACACGUAGGAGCUUCUUAAGACUGUUCUGUGUAUUUAUUUAUUUAUUUUCGUCUGGCAAUGUUUUUAAUAGAAAAUUCGCCUAAAACAUGACUGCAGUAAUUUUAUGCUUUAUACAAAAUUAAGUGGCCAGAAUAUAAUAUAGACUUGAGUCCAGUGAAAAAUGAAAAUAUAGUCCCAGUGUUAAUUUUUUUCAGCAUAAUAUUUUGCCUAAGCAAUAAAAAUUCUUACUUUGUAAUGUUUAGUUAGAGCAACUUUUUCUGUAAAACAAAUUUCAGUUGUUUAUAAAAUGUUUAUGUAGGAAUAAAUCUACCAAUUCAAUAUUUUAGAGGAAUAUGUCAUGCGAAGCGAAGCAUUAAAAAGUAAAAACCACUGGGUCAGUAUGACAUGGUAUAAAGUUUCCCGUCGUAGGGCUUCGCCUUCAAUAGGAUCAUAACCAUAAUUAUAAGUAAUAUUCAUUGCAUUUAUGUGUGUUCUUGGUGCUAUAGACUUUGCAUCUGUUUUAUUCUGUUUUGUGGCUAUACGAAAUAGUAAAGCAAUAUAAAUAUUACACAGUAGAUCAUCUUCAUACUCCGCGCGAAUCGGGCGCACGCACACAAUGACGUGAUUUCAGAUAACUUGACUCUUGAGCAACAAAACAGUCUACUGUAUGAUGUUUAAAUAUCAUUAUUGUCGUAAUAUUUUUAUUGGAAUAUGUCAAAUAAUAAGAACUCGGGUGCUUGGUAGUGAGCUGUACACGGCUGCAACUUAAAUAAAUAA
Aricia agestis (brown argus) is the source of this 2517-nucleotide messenger RNA. It is a transcript of the gene dally, whose product is annotated as division abnormally delayed protein. Bases 36 to 1748 code for a protein of 570 amino acids. Lineage: Eukaryota; Metazoa; Arthropoda; Insecta; Lepidoptera; Lycaenidae. Gene Ontology annotation, biological process: cell migration; positive regulation of canonical Wnt signaling pathway; regulation of protein localization to membrane. Gene Ontology annotation, cellular component: plasma membrane; extracellular region; cell surface. The record is from RefSeq and is a predicted model, not a curated record. The transcript has 9 exons.